UUAAUUUAGGUACUAUAUUAAUAUCUAUUAUUUAUAAGUAAUUUAUUUAUACAUUCAAUUUUACAAAGUCUAUAACCAUACUUGUUAAUCAAAAUAUCUUCUAUAAUUUACAUCUAAAUUCUCAAUCAACAAAAAGUAUAGCUCAUUAGAAAUGUGGUCAAAAAUUUACCGUGCAACUAAUCACGGUCUUGUUCGAGGAUUGGCCAUAUAUUCAAUAACAUGGCCAGCCAGCAGUGUAAUUCAGCAAGCAUUGGAUCCUACAUGGAAUAAAGAAAUUGAUAUCAAACGUGCAAUCAAAUUUAGCUUAUAUGGUGCAUUGUAUGUGGCACCAACAUUGUAUGCUUGGAUGAGAUUUGCAAGUUUUAUUUGGCCAACACAUACAGUUGUUAGCCACGUUACAAAGGCAGUUAUUGAACAAUUUUCCUAUGGACCAUUUGCAACUGCAAGCUUUUUUUUUUUUAUGACAUUACUUGAUGGUGGGUCUAUUGAAGAUGCAAAACAAGAGGUCCAAAAGAAAUUCUUUCCCACAUGGAAAGUUGCUGUCACUGUGUGGCCGGUAUUGCAAACUAUUAAUUACUGUGUUGUUCCUCCCAAUAAUCGUUUAAUUUUUGUCAGUUUUGCUGGUUUAGCAUGGACUGUAUUUUUAGCUUAUAUUAAGUAUGAAAAGUCAAAAAAAGUAAUUGUAAAUAACAAAAGUGAUUUAUAAAUAUUCUUUAAAAUGAUGAUUAAUGUAGAUAUCUUAACUCAUAAUUCUAACAUGUGAAAUAUUUUUAAAGUAUAUAACAUGUUUUUGUUGUUAAUAAUUGUUUAAAUAUUAUUGUUGACUAUUAUUAGUGAAACUAGUUGUUAUAGUAUUGUAUAUGUUAAAAUACUUUGCUGUUUAAUUAUUAAUGUAUGUACAAGGAAAAAUUCCUUUGAACAAAAAUGAUUUCUAUAUUUGAUGACAUUCCACUAGUCGUUACAAACUUUUAAUUAUUUUAACAAAUUGUUAUGUAAAUUAUAAAUUAGUUACCCAUUUAUAAUGUAAAU
Daktulosphaira vitifoliae (grape phylloxera) is the source of this 1029-nucleotide messenger RNA. RefSeq names its product mpv17-like protein. The record is from RefSeq and is a predicted model, not a curated record. NCBI's taxonomy places the organism in Eukaryota, Metazoa, Arthropoda, Insecta, Hemiptera, Phylloxeridae. Gene Ontology annotation, cellular component: cytoplasm; membrane. The coding region runs from base 152 to 706 and encodes 184 amino acids. The transcript is spliced from 3 exons.